CCACCGACGUCGACCAUCCACUUCUAGUGGUAAGGGAAGCCCGAUAUAAAAAGCCGUCGGGGCCGUGGACCACCAUCAGUAGUGCAUCCUCCUCUUGCCUCUUCUAUACACUCCAUCUGCACAUCCAACAAGCAGAGACACUUGAGACAGAGGGACUGUGAUCCAGCAGAAGCCAUGAAAUACGCUCCUCUCAUCCUCGCGCUGUGCGUGGCCACAGCUUUGGCGCAGAAAGGCUACGAUUACCCGAAACCAAACCAGGGCUUCAACACUGGCAACAAGCAGACAACCGGCGGCCAACGGCCACAAAACAACGUCCAGAGGCCGCAGAACACUGGCUCAUCCUUCACCAGCAACGAUGCUCCUCAACAAGGUUCUAGGCCUCAACAGGCCUCCAGGCCUCAGCAGGGUGGAUACCAGCAGGGUGGUCGUCCUUCGAACCAAGUCAGUCGCCCUCAGAACCAGUUCGGCAACAACAACCAGGGAUUCAACUCAAACCAGAACGCUCAGAACACCGGAUACAAGUAUCCGACUCCUGGAAGCGCUGCCCCUACUACUGGAUUCACCGCGAGCGAUGAUUUCAACUCGGACACGACCACCAAUAUUCCCUUCGGAACAACCUUCAGCCAGGGAUCAGUUGGCGGAUCUCAGCAAUCCAGCAGCUUCGGCGCCAUCAACGUUCCCUCUGGACCUUCCAGCAUCAGUGCUGGCUCCUUCUCCAGCACCGGACCGUCUGGAUCCAACACUGGAAGCUUUAUCUCUGGGCCAUCCUCAAGUGGAUCAUCUGGAAGCCGUCCUGUUCCCGCCGCUGGCCAAUCGUCUUUCGGUGGUUCUAACAACAACUUUGGCUCUCCUCAGGGUGGAUCUAGCAGCGUCGGACCUUCAUCCGGUGGUUCAAACAACUUUGGCUCUUCCCAGGGUGGAUCUAGCAGCUUUGGACCUUCAUCCGGUGGUUCAAACAACUUUGGAUCCUCCACCGGCGGCUCCAGCAACUUUGGACCUUCCUCUGGUGGCUCUAACAACUUUGGAUCCUCUGCUGGUGGAGCUUCUUCCUCUGGUGGCAACGAUGAUGGCAGCUACGACGGUGGCGACUACUCGGCGAUCCCAGGCACUCCCGACACCGAUUACCCCAUCCUGACCUCAAUCCCUACCACUUCCUUCAAGUGCUCUGACCAACAGUGGCCUGGAUACUACGCUGAUGUCGAAACCCGUUGCCAGGUUUUCCAUGUCUGCUCUAACAACCGCACCUUCGACUUCCUCUGCCCCAACGGAACCAUCUUCCAUCAAGGUUACCUCGUGUGCGUCUGGUGGUCAGACUUCGACUGCAGCACCGCUCCCAGCCUGUUUGAAAACAACGCUAACAUCUACGACUACUCUCAGGACGGAAGCCAGUCUGCUAACCAGAACCAAGGAUCUUCUCAGUCUGGAGGUAACCAAGGUGGUUUCAGCCAGUCCGGCCCUAGCCAGGGAAGCUUCAGCCAAUCCGGCCCUAGCCAGGGAAGCUUCAGCCAAUCCGGCCCCAGCCAAGGACCUUCUUCGCAGACCGGUCCCAGCCAGGGAGGAUUCAGCCAGACCGGGCCCAGCCAAGGUGGUUUCAGCCAGACCGGCCCUAGCCAGGGAAGCUUCAGCCAGACCGGUCCUAGCCAGGGACCUUCUUCGCAGACUGGACCCAGCCAGGGCAGCUUCGGCCAGACCGGCCCCAGCCAGAGUGGAUUUGGACAGUCCAACAACUCCGGCCAAGGAACCAGACCAAACCAGGUUUCCAACCAGGGCUACAACCAAGGCGACGACCCCGUAACUCCCCCCAACCGCGAAUAUCUGCCACCUUACUAAAAAGCGGGAGAACUCGAGGGCCGCGGGAACAUCGCCAAUUUAAUAUUAAUUCCCGCCUUUCGUCCGCAUAUUUGACUGAGCCAUUAUCCGUCUGAAGCUCAACUAACACACAAAAUGAAAGUUACCAAUAUUUGUGAUUUUGAAUAGUUACCAUUUUUUACAAUGAUGUUACCUUAAAAUUAGAGGCAUAAUUUAGAGCUAGGAUCCUAAUCAAAAACUCAACCACCAUUCAGGCGUUUGUAGAUUUUUUACUUUGCGAUCAUGCAACUGUACAGAAAAUAUUUUGCUUCUUAAUUUAUAAAAAUAAUUUGUACUUUUUGUAUUUUGUCCAGCGGAGCUUCAAUUUGCUGUGCUUGUAAAUCAAAUACAACAAUAAAGUAUUGCAUAAACAUGAAA
Messenger RNA from Cloeon dipterum, 2226 nucleotides. RefSeq names its product secreted protein C-like. NCBI's taxonomy places the organism in Eukaryota, Metazoa, Arthropoda, Insecta, Ephemeroptera, Baetidae. The coding region runs from base 175 to 1830 and encodes 551 amino acids. The transcript has 3 exons. The record is from RefSeq and is a predicted model, not a curated record. Gene Ontology annotation, molecular function: chitin binding. Gene Ontology annotation, cellular component: extracellular region.